GCGCAGCUCGUCCGCACCUGCGACGCGCGCUCACGUGCCUGUGUUGGAGGACGCAGCGGCUAAAGCUACACGACAGCUAAAACCACAGCUACGCUAGCAGCGGGCGAGCAGGCCCGCGUCUCCUCGGUAUACAUCGUCGUUCAUUUUGUUCCGACGGACCUCCGGCCGGCUGGGAUUAGAAAACGUGCCGGAGCAUAUGUGUGUGAAGGGGGAAAGAAUAGCGCAAGAUGGUUCGGGAAACCAGACACCUUUGGGUGGGGAAUUUACCCGAACACGUCCGAGAGGAGAAAAUCGUGGAGCAUUUUAAACGGUAUGGACGUGUGGAGAGCGUUAAGGUCCUGCGGAAACGGGGCUCCGAGGGCGGCGUGGCGGCCUUUGUGGAUUUUGUGGAUAUCAAAAGCGCUCAGAAGGCUCACAAUGCUGUCAACAAGAUGGGAGACAGGGACCUUCGAACUGACUACAACGAACCCGGGUCAGUCCCAAGUGCCGUUCGGGGCCUUGACGACAGCUCCCCCUCGAGCAGUCGAGACGUUACGGGAUUCUCUAGGGGCACGGUUGGACCUGUGUUUGGCCCACCUGUGUCCCUGCACACCAGAGAGGGACGUUAUGAACGGAGAAUAGAUGGUAGCUCAGAAAGCCGCGAGCGUGCAUAUGACCACAGCCCAUACGGACACCACGAGCGCAGUGGCACUUUCGACCGGCAGCGCCACUACAACGCAGACUAUUACAGGGAGCGUUCUUUGUUUGCCGCCGCUGGUCCGGGGAGCAGUGCCAUCGGGGGGAGCUUUGAGGCGUCAGACCCUCAUUUUGACUCUAGAAUUCGAGACCCCUUCUCUCUUGCGAGUGCCACGCGACGCGACCUCUACAGAGAUGACCGAGGGCGACGUGUUGACAGGACGUACCACCAUCGCCGUAGCCGAUCGUCCCAUUCCUCGCAGUCUCGGCACCCUUCUCCCCAACGGACAGGACAGACCUCUAAAAGUGCUCAUUCCCCCAAGAGAGCUCCUCUGUCCCCUGGCAGAGGCCCACGGUCUCAAUCCCGCAGCAGAUCAUCAAGCUCGGAUUCGGUGAGCAGUGCCAGCAGUACAGGCAGCGGCAGCGACUCCAACAGCAGUUCGAGUGAUGGUUCUCGAGCACGUUCCGUUCAGUCUUCAGCUGCCCAUGCACCACCUCAGUCAUCAAUGGUGCUCGAUUCAGACGAGCCACGCAGAAGCUUUGGGAUUAAAGUGCAGAAUCUACCAGUGCGAUCGACAGACACGAGCUUAAAAGAUGGACUCUUCCAUGAGUUCAAGAAACACGGUAAAGUGACUUCAGUGCAGAUCCACGGCGCGUCAGAGGACCGCUACGGUUUGGUGUUCUUCAGACAACAAGAGGAUCAAGAGAAAGCCCUUACCGUCUCCAAGGGAAAACUGUUCUUUGGCAUGAUGAUUGAAGUCACAGCGUGGAAUGGUCCUGAAACGGAGAGUGAAAAUGAGUUCCGGCCCUUGGACGGCAGGAUAGAUGAAUUCCACCCAAAAGCCACCAGGACGUUGUUUAUUGGCAAUCUGGAGAAGACGACCAGUUAUCAGCAACUUCUUGAUAUUUUCCAGCGCUUCGGUGAAAUUGUGGAUAUUGACAUCAAGAAAGUCAAUGGAGUUCCACAGUAUGCGUUUGUGCAGUAUUCUGAUAUUGCCAGUGUGUGUAAAGCCAUUAAGAAGAUGGACGGCGAGUAUCUUGGCAGUAACAGACUAAAGCUUGGUUUUGGGAAAAGUAUGCCCACAACGUGUGUUUGGCUUGAUGGGUUGGCGACCAAUAUCACAGAACAAUAUCUCACACGCCAUUUCUGUCGCUACGGACAUGUUGUUAAGGUUUUAUUAGACCGUAUGAAAGGGAUGGCACUCAUCUUCUACAACAACACAGAUUUUGCUCAGACGGCUGUGAGAGAGACCAAAGGCUGGAAGAUUGGAGGGAGCAAAAUUAAGGUGGAUUUUGCAAGUCAAGAGAGUCAAGUGGCGUUUUACAGAUCUAUGCAGGCAUCCGGUCAAGACAUCAGAGACUUUUAUGAAAUUCCCCCCGAACGACGGGACGAUCGCAGGCCCCCCUACCAUGAAUUUACAGCAGAGAGGGCUUACUACGAGAAUUUACGCACAUCAGGCCUUUACACCGAGGAUGCCCGGAGAGAGUAUGCCGCCCGGAGCCGGGACCGUUUCCCUGAAUUGGAACAUUUCCAGGGGGAUCAUUUUGACCCACGUUACCACGAAGACCCACGGGAUUACAGGGACUACAGAGAUCCUUUUGAGCAAGACAUUCGAAAGUAUACAUAUAUUCAAAGAGAGCGGGAGCGUUUUGAAGCGGACCGUAACAGAUGGAGCCCGUCUCAUCCACGGCGGCCUAUUACCCCAACGGUGUCACCGUCACCGUCUGAAAGGGCCCCCAGAGAAUCAGAGCGGCGGGUUUAUAGCCAGUCAUCCGAGAGAAGCGGCAGCGUGAGCUCGCUGUCGCCGCCACACUUCGACAAGUCCGAAAAGACGAGCCUGCUGGAACUUCCCUCAAAGAGUGACAAGAGUGAAAAGAGCAGUCAACUGGAAAGAGCCGUGGGCUCCGAGAAAACCAAGCGGACAAAGCGAAAAGAGAAAGGCGAGAAAGACAAAGCGGAGAGAAUCAAAUCAAGGAAAGCAAAGGGGCAAUCUCCGUCCAAUCCACCACCUGACACGGAUCUCGAUACCGCUCCUGAAGGAGCGACUGCAAGAGGAAAGGGAUCAGAACAGGAUGCCCACGAGAGGCAGAAAUACAAGGUGGAGAACGAGUCUCAAUUCUCAGCUGCUCACCACGACUCACUGAAAGGUGAAAGAUCAGAAACUGGUAAAGUUGAUAAUCCAGAUAUGGAUGGAAAAAGUCGAGUCAAGAAACCUAUCAAGUCCGAGACCGGAAGUGAGGGGAAAGAGGCGGCGGAUUCAGAUCGCCUUGCUGCGAGAAAAAGACGCUUUGCCGAUUCCAGUGGAAGGACAAUUAAUCAAAAACGGAGCAGGCUUGAAGAAGAUGAUUGUAAUCAAUCCCUAGACCUUAGUGCUGCUGCAGCAUAUGAUAAGGAAACAGAGUCUGAUAAACACAAAGAUGCCCAACGCAGAGAUACAAGAUUCAAAACGGACAAAAGUGGAACUCCAAAGGAUGCUCAAGAGGACAUUAGAGGACCAAAAGAGAAAUCGGAGGCAUCGCUGGACUCUUCAGUGUCCAAACGCUUUCCGGGGCACACUUCAUUCCGAAGGAUUUCACUCGAGGGGAAUGCCGACCAAGGCGCAACGAGAGAACACGAACACGGCGCAGUUUUCAAACUCAGCGGUCCGUCUGCUGAAAACGCCAAAAGCGCCAAACAUAAGGAAGAUCACGUCGACAUUGACCUGUCUCAGAGUUACCGCAAACAAAUGGAGCAAAACAGGCGCUUGCACCAGCAGCAGCAUCGAGAGUCGGACAAAGCAGGCAAACGUGAAAAACCAGGCAGUCCGCAAGAAAGUGAAAGCGAGGAUUUGGAGCACCGUAGUCUUGUGCACGAGGUUGGCAAACCACCCGAGGACGUCACAGAUAAUUUCCCAUCUCACAAACUUAAGAAACUGGACCCAUUUGACGCCGAUUCGGGAAUCAAGAGGGAGCGCGUCUACAGGAGCUUUCGACAGAAAAGCGAAGAUCCCGAAUGGAACAACACUUCCUCUCCGGGACACCAGUUUUCUCACCACACAGACGAGGGGUUGGAUCAUUCUCAGAAAGAGCCACCCAGAAAUGAAAAACAUAACCCGGGUUUGGAGCUCCUUGUCAAAAGGACGCAUAACACACACGCAGACAAAUCCAACACUAUUUUACUUAGCGCAGAAGAGGAGCAGCAAAAGAGAUGGGAGAACAGAGUGAAGCAGGAUUUGCUACCCGACCUAAACUUCUCCAGAAGUAAAAAUGUCCACAACAGCAAACGUUUGGAAUACGGCCUUUGGCACGAUAUCGAGCCAGGGGAAGUAAGAUCAGACUCUGAAGAGGAUCGGGAAGCAAAACCCCGUUCUCCGAUGGCAUCAACUUCAAAUUCUUUUUCCGAGAGACCAAGGGGUGAGAGAUUUUCAGACCCUAAAACGGCACACCUGGAAAGAAAUAAAUUCUACUCCUUUGCGCUUGACCAUACCAUCACGCCCGAUACCAAGGCUCUGCUCGAGCGUGCAAAAUCCCUGUCAUCUUCCAGAGAAGACAACUGGUCUUUCUUGGACUACGACUCUGACUUUGCAAGUUUCCGCAACAGGAAAGAUACCGAGAAGAUCGAAUCGACUCCACGGCCUACACCGUCCUGGUACAUGAAAAAGAAAAAGAUCCGAAGUGGGUCUGAAGACAAACUUGAUGAUCGGAAAGAGGAGCCAAAACCAGAGGAACAAGAACGACGGGAGCUAUUCGCCUCCCGCUUCCUUCACAGCCCGGUUUUUGAGCUGGACUCCAGACGUCUUCAGCAUCUGGAACGCAAAUACGAAGAAUCUGAGGCUGUUCAUAACCAACAAAACAGUCAGCAGGUAACUGGAGACGGCGAAGUCGACUCGGGCCCUGUGGUCCUCUUCCACAGUCGUUUUUUGGAGUUUACAAGACUACAGCAACAGAAGAAUAAAGCCCCGGUGCCAGAAACAAAAGAUCUGCCAACAGAUGAAAUGAAUGUGGAAAAGCCUCCUGAAGAAGAGCCUCCCGAAGAACCACAAGCGCCGCCAUCACCUGACACUAAGGAAUCUAUUGCAGAGCCAGAAAUUAAGCCCAUCAGCCCGGCUGAACAGUUACUGCCUGAACCACACGCAACGCCACCCAACUCCCAUACAGCGCCGAAAGACGUUGCUCCCGCAGAACAGACAUGUCAAUCACCCGUUGAUCCGCCUCCUGCUGCUGCUGCUGCACAUUUCAUUAAACAAGAAAAGGAAAUUAAACUUGAACCUGUGGAUUAUGCGCCAACAGAGACCCCUCAGAGUCCUCAACUGGAAGCUCCACCUGUCAAACAAGAAUCCAGUCAUGUAAAGGAUAUCUGUGAACUUUCUCCGUGUGAAAUUCAACUGGACGAGGUUACAGAAGAUGCAAAACCUGAAGCAGAAGCACAUGGCAAUCCUCAAGAGCUUGUCAGUAGUUCAGAGUCGGACGUUAAACUCGAGGCAGUACAGCCACAAGUGUCUCAAGCCGCAAGUCCGAUACUACCAAGUUCUGAAGAGGACUUGGUCAACAAGAAAGAGCCCGAAGAAGAAACCACACUCAAAGUCAGUCAGGUACCCGUUGAAGAAUCAAACAGCGAGUCAAACCCAUCUGCUCAAAAGGAGUAUAAAUCCAAAGAAAUGAAAAAUAAAAAGUGCAAACAAACCGUAGCUGAAGCCCCAUCGCCCGUGGUAGUUUGUGCAUCUGUGCCCGAAAAACAAGCGACGCGAAAGAGCGAGCGCAUUGACAAAGAGAAACUGAAACGUGGAUCUUCUCCGAGAGCAGAAUCCAAGUCUACAAGCAAAUCUCCUGUACAUGGCUCAGACGCUGACGUUUCAGAGCAGAGCAUAUCAUCGGGCAGAGCAAGACGUCGGAAUGUGAGGUCCGUGUAUGCGACCCCCGUUGAAGAUGAUGUCCCCUCUCGUGCUGUAAAGGAUGUUCAGGAGUCCCCACGCGGGGCACGGAAACGCGCCACAGAACUAACACAACAGAAUAUUGAACAAGAUUCACCUGCUCCGGUUCCAACAACCAAAAGGGGCCGACCUCCUAAGAAUCGUAAACAAGGUGAGGAUUCUUCAACAGUUAAAACGGACAAAAUAAAAAUGGAAACCAAAGACGUGGAAUCAAAUGAAUCGGAGAGUUGUGACAAGAUCCCGAAAAUGUUCAAGGGGAAAUCCUCUCCCGGUGCCACAAAAGGUUCAUCAAGUCAGCUGUCCGCUCAAGCGUGUGGUCCAACAAGGAAAGGAGACAAAUCAAUGUUGAGCGAUAUCAACAUUGAUCAAGAGAUGGAUGGCACAGAUGACCAUGCUUUGGAUUUGCUGGACUCGUGUACGUCCAAAGAGGAGCCAUCGCCUAAAGUGGACCAAAAGAAAGACGAGAAAGAUAAACAUAAGAGAGAAAUUAUCAAAAAUAAAGAAGUCAAUGAAAAGACAUGUGACGGUAAAGCCAAUGGAAAGGAGGAAGACUCCCCUAUCUUAGAAGAUAAAAGCACCUCAGAAAAGAUGAGUAAAGGAAAAGGCAAGCUACCCAGAACCCCUAAGUCUCCAGUUCUCAAAAACCUUAAAAUCAGACUGAACGUCAAAGAAGUGAAAGAUCACGUUUCAAAGUGCUCCAGCAGAGGCGGGAACAUUGAUGAAAAUGACGCUUCUGCGGAAAAAAAGGAACAUCUGGAAACAUCCAAAAGCUUGAGUUCCCAUGAAAUGGAAUUGGAGCAGGCCGUGGAGAACAUUGCCAAGCUCACAGAUCCGGCUUUUCCGACGGAACCUCAAACGCCAACCGGCUCGCUCGCAGACUUAAAAGGCUACUCGGAGGAAGAAAAACCUACGCCGGCCAGCGAGACGGAACUGAUUGCUGCCAUUGACUCCAUCACUGCCGAGGAUGCGGCUGUCUCCUUAACCCAAGCAACAUCUGUCGGCAUUGAUGUAGGCUCAGAACCAGACAUGCAAGACUCUACUCAGCCAGCCAAGGAAGAGGAGUCUGAAAUGAGUACUGUUGCUGUCCAAGAGGAGCCUCUUUUACCUGCCACACCCAAAAAAGGCACAAAGGGAAGACCUAAAACAUCCAAACGCCCUAAAGGCCAAAAGCUUGUCCGGAAAGAUUCAAAAGAUCACCCAAUAAACGAAGAGACUCAAACUGUUGUAACUCAUAGCACAGUAUCUGGUGUGAAGAUAGUCCCAGAAAUUAUUCCAUCUUCAGCCGCUGCCGCCGUUAUUACUCCAACUGCAUGGAAGCCAGAACCAGAGCCUUCACCGUUCAAGUCUUCAGAGGCCAAAACUGAGACCGAGGCCGCUGAAGAAAAGAAUCCACAUCUCAAAUCUGCCUACCCCGUGUCCAGCAGUCCGGCAUGCGCAAAGCCUCAACAGAUGCCGCCCGACUGCAAAUCCCCUUCUUCGCUGUCGCCGUUAGCAAACAGACCAAAUAUCAGACCCGUUCAAAACAGCAGAGCACCGGUUUCUCCGCCAGAUUGGUUCCACCAGUCUGUCGACACGGGGGUCCCUUCUUUACAAGCCUUGCCUUCAGCGCCUAAGGAAAGCCAACCUUCGCCUGACUCUGAAAACAUGGAUAUUGAUCGUGGUACCAGCGAUCUUAGGCAAAUAUUGUUGAAACACAAAAACAUUACUCUUCCGGGGAGUAGUUACGGUCCCACGAAUCUGCCCUCGGUCCAAGAUCAGAACCUGCCCGAACGCAAUACUCCAGUCGCGGCUAUGCCUAGUAAGUCACCACUACCCGAUGGCAGAAUGUUGACUCAGUCUGUAAGACCACCAGCCCCCAUGCCGUCGCCCGAGACAAAGUCCGUCAUCUCAGUCAUUGCUUCCACCGCGACCUCUGUCAUAAGUCGCGUAUGCAACCCUCCUGAUCAUGAAGACAAAGUCAACCUAAAUAUCGGGAACCAGACUGCAGACAUGGGCCUACCUAAACCCAACUAUAGACCCAGCAAAGACGAUAUUGGCUCGUACCAUGGCCCGAUUAUCGGCGAUGAAGGAGGAAGUAUCACGCGCUUUAUUGUCGAGACUUCCGCUCAUGGUACAGGGUCUUGCCCGGGCCUUCGUGUUAAUACGUCUGAAGGAGUCGUGGUACUGAGCCACUCGGGACAAAAAACCGAGGGACCGCAAAGGAUAAGUGCAAAAAUAAGUCAAAUUCCACAAGCGACGCCAGGUGACAUGGAAUCUCAGCAACUGGUGUCAAUGCCCCAAAUCAAACAGGAAAUGUAUAGUCAUGCUCAGAAGGGGUCUCUGCAGGCGGAUCAUGGGUAUCCUGGUAAGACGCAGUCCGCUAUUAAACAAGAGGCCGCUAGUUUGGAGAAACUGGAGCCUUCCUAUCACUCCGGACCCCAAGGGGUAGUGAAGCGUCUAACACAAGGGGUCAGUAAUCAAGUCAUCAGCCCAAUGUACCAUCAGGAUUUCCUGUCGUCAAAACAUCCAAAGAAGAUGGACUGCGGGGAUCCACACGGUGCAGAUGGCGCUAAGGCAUCGUGGGCCUCGGCUAUAAGUCCUGCAAUAAGCCCCCAUUUGCCGUCCCCGCCUGGAAACCAUGUGGGCUUUGUGACCACGGCCGGAGACAGACCCCCUUCGCAUCUCGGCGGCAUCAAACAGGAACCGCGAUCCCCACGCAAGUCGGGUCAUCCCCACUCCCCGUUUACCAAGGUGCCCUCUCCCAUUGGCUCGUCAUCACCGAAAAGCAUUCCAGUAAUGCUGCCCACCGGCCACCCCGCCAUGCAGCAGUUUAUGACGGGCGUGCAUCACCCGGAGCAGUCCGUCAUCAUGCCACCUCACAGCGUGCCCGGCGGCCUCGGCCGCAUGUCUCCUCACCGGGCCACGCAGUCGAUUCCAGUGGGGCAUCUUGUCCAGGCAGACGUUCGCGUCAAUACUCCGCCUCUCUCUGUGGUGAGCUACGGUAUGCACAAUGACCCUAUUACGUCUCCGUGGUCCGGUUCCAUGCAGCAACGGCCGCCGUCGCCGCAGACUGUCGGCAGAGAGAAAGUUCUCAAGGUCAACCCAGGUUCUCUGCGGCCUCACGAAGUUGACCCGGAAGAAUCAAGACGCUUCCACCAGCAGGGGCGGCAGGCGACCACACAGCUAAAACCAGAGACCAUGCAAUCGGAUGCUCGAGGAGGUUUUCGGAGCAACGUGUCAAUGGAAGCGUAUAUCGCACAGAGGGAGAUGCGCGCACUCUUGCACCAGCAGGGGGAGCGCUCGUCCGCAGACCCUCAUUCAGCGCACCUUCAGGAGAGUCACCCCCCCACCUCGGCACCUUCCAGCUUACCCAUGUCGCUGUCUCCAAGGGCACACGUUCUACCUAAAGGCGUGUCUGACAAAGAUCUAGCGAAGCCUCUGGAAGCGAAAAGGCCCCACUCGCCUCUUUCAAAGGACGGAUUAAUGGCCAUACGCCACCCCGCGCCUGCAAUGGCAUCGCCCCAGAGAGUUCCACUCCUGGCACCGGGACCAAGUGGCGCCUUCCCGGAUUACGCUGGGAUGUACUCGAACCCUAGAAGCAUCCAUUCUCAGAUGCCUGACGCCACGCACGUCGGACACGGUCAACCCCCGCUGAAUGUCACUCCAACCAUGGGCGCCGACCUCCAGGCUAAACCGGAUGGGAAAAUGGCGCAGCCUGUUAACAUGGUGCAGUUGCUCACGAAAUACCCCAUCGUGUGGCAAGGUCUCCUCGCGCUGAAGAACGACACGGCGGCGGUCCAGUUGCACUUUGUUUGCGGCAACAAAGCUUUGGCUCAUCGGUCCCUGCCCCACCAGGAAGGCGGUGCCUUGCUCAGAAUAGUCCAGCGAAUGAGGCUGGAGGCCUCGCAACUGGAGAGCGUCGCCAGAAGAAUGACGGGGGAGUGCGACUUCUGCCUUCUGCUGGCGCUGCCCUGUGGACGGGAUCAAGAUGACGUUCUGAACCAGACUCAAGCUCUUAAAGCCGCCUUCAUCAACUACCUGCAGGCCAAGUUGGCCGCUGGGAUCAUUAACAUCCCCAAUCCAGGUUCCAAUCAGCCGGCGUACGUGCUCCAAAUCUUCCCCCCAUGUGAAUUUUCCGAGAGCCACUUAUCUCAGCUGGCCCCCGACCUUCUCAACAGGAUCUCCAGUAUAUCUCCUCACCUCAUGAUCGUCAUCACGUCUGUGUAAUCUUCACUGUGGAGGAGGAGGGACUCUCUCUUGGAUGGAUGUUCUCACCCAUGAGCCUCAGGAAACCAGAGGAAUAUAUCACUUCCCCUCCUUCUUUUCCUCCCUUUUUUUGUCAUUUCUAUCUGGUGUUUUUUUUGUCCUUCUCAAAAGAACUCUGGGAUGGACCAAACCAGAAUCAAUCUUUUUUUUUUUUUUGGACCAUUUCUGCUGUUUCUAUUUAUUGGAGUUUUCUCUCAAGAUAAAAAAAAAAACAUCAGGAUUCUUGAUGAGGAAGAACGAGUCGACUGCCCGAAUGGUCUUUUAUUUUUAUUUUUUGUUUCCACGAGGAGGAUGGAAAGAAAAGACAAUUUCAUCAUGUAAUUUUAAAAAAAUGUACAGACCGAGGAGGAAUAAACAAAGACCCUGCACA
This is a messenger RNA of Doryrhamphus excisus (bluestripe pipefish), 10200 nucleotides long. RefSeq names its product msx2-interacting protein. Lineage: Eukaryota; Metazoa; Chordata; Actinopteri; Syngnathiformes; Syngnathidae. Gene Ontology annotation, molecular function: RNA binding. The record is from RefSeq and is a predicted model, not a curated record.